AUGUGCUCGAUUUCCUGGCCGAUAUGGGCCCGAAUAACAAGGCUCUGGUGGUUAAGAGUCGUCUUGAGUGGAAAACAGCAUCUCAAGAACUAUGAGCUACAUGAAAGAUACGGGCCUGUGGUGCGUAUUACACCAAACAUACUUAGCUUCUCCGAUCACCGCGCAAUCAAGGUUAUCUACGGACGUGGUGCUGGCGAGUUUGCGAAGGGCGAUGGGUUCGGUAAUGGAUUUCUACCAGGCGGAGAUCCGCCAGUAUUUUUUGCAAAGGAUCCAGUGGUGCACUCACGCGUGAGGAAACGGAUUGCUCACGCUUAUUCAAUGACAUCUGUGGCUCAAAUGGAGCCGUCAGUAAGCGCUUUAAUAGAGGAAUUCAGUCGAAACAUCGACAGGUUUGCAGAACGCGGCGAGGAAUUUGACUUGGUCGAGUGGGUCAAUCAUCUCACCUUCGAUUUGAUAAGUGAGCUCGGAUAUGGGAAGAAAUUUGGAUUCAUGGAGAAAGGAGGCGAUGUUAACGGAUAUCAAGAAUCAAUGCAUCAUAAUUCACCUAUGUUUCCAAUUUUAGCUGCAUUUCCAACCCUCGCAGCGCUAUUGGGGGUUGUGAUAAAAUAUCUUCCUCCUCCUGAAUCUGCAACUGGAAUCGGACAUUUAUUUGGGCUAGCAAAAAGGAUAAUCGCUGAUCGACGUGCUUCUACUAGUUCAAGUACAAAUAAAAAGGAUCUUCUCGACACUACCGCAGCAUCAAUUCAAGGGGCAAGCCUCUAUCUUCUACAAAACCCCCCAGCCCUCCAGCAUCUCGUAGACGAACUUGAUCAAACCAACCCAGUAUCUUACGCGGAUACGCUGCCUUUAGAGUAUUUCAACGCUGUGUUAAAAGAGACCCUCCGGUUAUCGCCCUCCAUUGGUGCAACAUUCGGCCGGAAAGUUCCGGUGGGGGGAGCAGAAAUAUUACCUGGUAUCUGGGUCCCAGGAGGCUUUGAAGUCGGUAUCAAUAAUUGGGUUGUUGGGAGAGAUAAGACUUUAUAUGGGGAUGAUGCGAUGGAGUUCAGACCCGAGAGAUGGCUGGAAAAGGGCAAUCGAACUCGUUUUGCCGAGUUUGAAUUUGGAUUUGGAAGCGGGAAUAGGGUGUGCAUCGGCAAGAACGUUGCAAUGAUGGAGAUUUGUAAAACAAUUCCUGAAUUAUUUGGAAAAUUCGAGCUGGAACUAAUGGAUCCGGAGGACCCAUGGGUUGAAGAGUCGAGAUUGUUUUUAUAUAAGAGUGGGCUGAGAGUAAGGGCGAGAAGGCGGGUUCUUAAGGUUUAA
Molecule: messenger RNA, 1299 nt
Organism: Morchella importuna
Lineage: Eukaryota; Fungi; Ascomycota; Pezizomycetes; Pezizales; Morchellaceae
Exons: 9
Coding region: 1-1299 (432 amino acids)
Molecular function (GO): oxidoreductase activity, acting on paired donors, with incorporation or reduction of molecular oxygen; iron ion binding; monooxygenase activity
Source: RefSeq, a predicted model, not a curated record